AUGGCCAACUUCUCCAUCAUGGAUACUCUUCAAACUGGAAGGACCUCCACCAACACUACAGCUCAGGCCAGCGCAUGGAUAACCAUGUACACCAACAUGUAUGGCUGUCAUGCUCCCAACUUGACCUCUGUCUACAUGCUGAUGAUCAUGACCAAGGAUCACCUCUACCAGAAAUACUUGGAUGCCUUGAACGCCCAGCACUUCACCCAUGCAAAGCUGUUGAGUCUCACUCACUUCUGUAAGAUGUUCAAAACAGAACUUCAUUCUUCACAUUUGUGCUGA
Messenger RNA from Acanthamoeba castellanii str. Neff, 282 nucleotides. RefSeq lists its product as uncharacterized. Bases 1 to 282 code for a protein of 93 amino acids. The transcript is spliced from 3 exons. The record is from RefSeq and is a predicted model, not a curated record. Lineage: Eukaryota; Discosea; Longamoebia; Acanthamoebidae.